This is a messenger RNA of Trypanosoma conorhini, 2328 nucleotides long. RefSeq lists its product as uncharacterized. The coding region runs from base 1 to 2328 and encodes 775 amino acids. The record is from RefSeq and is a predicted model, not a curated record. Lineage: Eukaryota; Euglenozoa; Kinetoplastea; Trypanosomatida; Trypanosomatidae. The transcript has a single exon.
AUGAGCAGCGAUUUCUUUAAGUUAGGCGGUUCUUCGCUCCCUCAUGCUUGCGGUAUUCCCAUGCUGGAUGUGCAAGGUGGGCGUCAGUUAACGGCGACGUCAUCGGCUUUUCAGGAGAGGUGUAUUUCCCCGUCCUUUGUACCGCUACUGAAAGAGAUGAUUCCGCGACAUGAUACGGCGUUGGGGUUUGGUGGAAGUUGGUUUUGGAACUGUUACUUAAAUGCACUUCACGGGGAAGAUGUAUUCCUGGACCUGAAGGGCACGGGGGUUAAUUUGUCAGAGGAUUCGUUGGACACGCAGGUGGCGCUGCGGCGAAAGUUAGCCUCCGCGGAGGAUGCGAAGCGGCUUGCGGCUGCCACUGAACACUGUUCCGCAAAAGUUGAGGCCCUCUGCGCCUUGUGUCUCUCUGUUGUUCUUCACGUUUCACAUCGGCCUAUGCUGGAGCGUGAACAAGGGCCUCAGGCGUUGGUGUUGUGCGCCACAAAGGACCAGUGCGAUGAGUUGUACGCAUUGCUUGAUCGUUUCGGCUCGGCUCUGCAUCUAGUAUCACACAACUUGUUCGGGGCCUACCCGCCUAUGCCAAGCGAGAAAAGGGCGGACAUUGUUGUGGGCACUUUGCCUCUCUGGGAGAGCGUAGCACGGUUGAGCCCACUUGCAGCCCUUGAUGGCCUUGAGGAAAUUCUCUACCAGGUCUCGCACAAUUCUCGGUGGACGUCGUCAUCAACGCGAUGGCGGCCGUAUUCGCUGGAUUUUGUCACCCAGCUAGUCUUUCUGGACCUGGACCUGCAGCAUGCCUUGGGCUACGGGCCAAUGCUGCAGCGGUUGUUUGUGGGACACAAAAGGCCUGUCAUCGCGGGGCUGCAGCGGGCAAAGACCAAAGCGCCUCAAGGAGGCAGGGAAGGCGGUACCACCUCCAGUGGGCUCCCACACCGAUGUCAGAUGUAUUGUCUGGUAGGUGGUGGAUGUAAGCAAGGGAAGAAACUCUUUGAGACGCUGCGUGUGUCGCGUGAGAGGCGCGGCGAUGGCACAGCUAGGCGGGAGGUGGUGCGAAUUGCCCUGAGAGACACCUUGCCGCAGGCUGACGUCAGCGAAGAACAUGCGAUCGGCGCUCCUCGCAAGCGUAGGCGCGAUGAGGACGAAGAUGACGUUGCCGUUUGCGAAGCGCCUGCAGCGGCGCUUCCCCGAUUGGUGGUGCACAACGCACUCUCGCACUCUCGCCUGAUGCUUGAUGCAGCUGCCUUUGACGAAUUUGCGGUGGAGACGAAGCGACGCGCCCAGAGUUUUUGGUCAAGGUUUGAGGCAGCCCCUUCCUCCGCUGCCGACGGUGAAGGCGGCGUGGGGUCCGUCGUAGACGUGCAGUUGGCCUACGGAUGCAUAGACUCUGAUUGCUGCACUGCAACCAAUGCGAGGACGUGGUUUGUGGCGGAGACGCUAGCCAUCGUCACGCCCGUAGGCGACGGUGCCACGCAUCCGACACGAACCGCGUUGCUGAUGCGGCACCUCGACGACGAACUCUCCGGGCAGAUCUUUGAUGGCAGCGUUGUACAGUGCUUCUUGCAGCGCGGCGCAAUGACGCGUGUGGCUGCCGGUGCGGUGAUGUUGCAUUCUGUGUUUUCUGCCACAGCGAGGUCCAUUUCUCAGGAACCGCUAUUUCUGCGCCUCGUUGGUGAGGAGGGUGCGGCGGAAGAGGCAGGGAACGCGACGGGGAACGCAGACACGGAUCAGGGCACGGUGAACGCACGCACACACCGCGCCCGCCUUCGUCAACGUGCUCAAGAAGCAUCCUCUGCGGUGAAGGGGACGACCUCGUUUCCACUGCACAAAUUUCUUGCCUUAUCAGAGGUUGAGUUAUGGCGUACUGUUCUCGUUUUUCGUCAGAUUGCCCCAAGCCUCUCAGUUUUUUGCGACGCUCAGAGCGACGCCAAGCCAACGGCGCUGCUUUAUUUGGAGGAGUGCUGCCAGUACGGAAAGGUCGUCUCGUACUUUAUAUUUGAGCAGCGGUACGGUGGGAACGAAGAGAGGGGCUGCGUGCAUUUUUUUGUGGAGUUUGCGGCGCAUGAGGCGGCAGCAGAGGCUGCGCGGCAGUUUUCGCUGCGCUUCACAAGCGGGGGAAACGAGGCCGAAAACCACGUGCGGGUGAAGCUCUUUUCCAAUGAGUUGUAUUACGAGGGUGUCGCGGUCGAGGCACAAAAACAGCGGGGUGCAGCAGGCGACGGAGGUGCCACGCGUAAUCAUAGUACGACCACAACUAACAAUGACCUUGAUGAUGGUGAUGAGGAUGAUGAGGAUGAGGAUGACCUCAUGGGGGUUUCACUCCUCGGUGAGUAG